AUGCUGUCCCGUGGCAUUUCCCGAGCGGCGACAGUCGCGCCCCGUGGCGUGCGGGCUUUCACAGCGACCACUGCGCAGCAGAAGCUUCCCGCCCUGGCCGACAUCAAACAUGACGGAGUCGAGGAGUUCAAGGCCAAGCAAAAGGAGUUCCGGGAGCAUCUCAUCAAGGCGGAGCAGCGUCGAGAAGAAGAACACCGCGCCAAAAUUGCGGCCAAGAAGAACCAGCCCGAACGGCCAGACGGCCUCAUCAGCAACCUCAUCUACGGCACAAAGGAGGGCCGCGAGCUCGAUGCCCAGAUCGAAGCCAGUUUCUCGGCGGUUCUCGCACGAGGCAAAUAUGUCCAUUCAAUCGUCUUCCACGAAGUGCUUCCCGACAAGGUUGAGGAGUACGCAGAGCUUGUGGGCAACUGGUAUCCGCGGAUGGCGUCCAUGGAAGAGAACAAGGUCAACCUCGUUGGCAGCUGGCGCACCGAAGUGGGAGACUGUGACACCUUUGUGCAUAUCUGGGAAUACCAACGCUACGAGGGUUACCACCAGUCGCUCCACUCAAUUUCCAACCACCCGGACUUUCCCGAGUUCGACAGGAAGCUGAAGAAGCUCAUCAAGUCCAAGCACUCAUCCAUCAUGCAGGAGUUCUCCUUCUGGCCCACCACAGCUCCUCGGAAGCUCGGUGGCGUCUUUGAACUGCGCUCGUAUACGUUGCACCCAGGCAAUCUCCUGGAAUGGGAACACCACUGGCGGCGAGGUCUCAAGGCCCGGCGCGAGGUCAUGGAGGGCGUCGGUGCCUGGUUCGUCCAGAUUGGCGAUCUCAACACGGUCCACCACCUCUGGCAGUUUGCCAACCUCGAGGAGCGCAAGGUCCGGCGUGAACAGAGCUGGAAGCAGGAGGGCUGGGCAGAGACGGUUCACAAGACUGUGCCGCUGAUCCAGACAAUGAAGUCACGCGUGCUUGUGCCUAUGCCCUGGUCACCAGUCUCCUAG
Molecule: messenger RNA, 981 nt
Organism: Microdochium trichocladiopsis
Lineage: Eukaryota; Fungi; Ascomycota; Sordariomycetes; Xylariales; Microdochiaceae
Product: NIPSNAP-domain-containing protein
Exons: 3
Coding region: 1-981 (326 amino acids)
Cellular component (GO): mitochondrion
Source: RefSeq, a predicted model, not a curated record